Molecule: messenger RNA, 1236 nt
Organism: Acytostelium subglobosum LB1
Lineage: Eukaryota; Evosea; Eumycetozoa; Acytosteliales; Acytosteliaceae
Exons: 2
Coding region: 1-1236 (411 amino acids)
Biological process (GO): glucan catabolic process
Molecular function (GO): hydrolase activity, hydrolyzing O-glycosyl compounds
Source: RefSeq, a predicted model, not a curated record
AUGCCAAACAAGGCCCAUGCCCCAAUGUUCUGGAAAUCAAUUGCCAACACUUUUGGAAACAACGGUAGAAUAUUGUUUGACCUGUACAAUGAGCCCUAUCCAUAUGGCAAUGCUUGGGACACUGAAGAAGCUUGGACAUGUUGGAAGAAUGGUACCGACUGUGAACAUACAAUCGAUUACCCUGUAGCAGGAAUGCAAGAGAUGAUUGACUCUAUCAGAGGUGUUGGUGCAACCAACAUCAUCCUUCUAUCUGGUAUACAAUACGCUACAUCUCUUACUCAAUUCUUGACUUAUAUUCCUUUUGAUCCUCUAAAACAACUUGGAGCAGCACUUCAUUCAUAUGACUUUAACUACUGUCGAUCCAAAGGAUGUUGGGAUAUCUACUUGAAACCUGUUCUAGAUCAAUAUCCAAUUGUAGCCACAGAGGUUGGUCAGAAAGAUUGUCAGACUGACUUUUUGUUGGACUUUAUCAACUAUUGCGAUGCAAACAACCUACAUUAUAUUGCUUGGUCCUGGUUGGUGGCCGAUUGUUCUACUCCAUCACUGAUCAGAGACUACAUUGGAACACCAACUACCUUUGGAAGAGGAUACAAGACCCAUUUGAACACUUUGGACGCUGGCCAAACUCCGUUCCACAGUGACACGUUUGAUAUCUACAACGAUAAGAUGACUCAUUGGGCAGACGACUGGUCCAGCGCUAAACAUAUUCUUAACAACACGUCACCAGUCAUCGAAGGAAAGUACUCUAUCGCGUUCAGACCACGUGCCAAGGGAGAGACCUUGUUCUUCAUGUGUUGGAGCUGUAUCAACACAUCCAUCCACAAGCAGGUGGAGUUUUGGGUGCAUGGUGGACAGUCUGGAAAGCAACUAGUGGACUUUAACCUGUUGACGCUCAACUCUGACAAGACUGUCAACAUUGCCUACACACGCCCUCUCACCACAUUAAUUGGUCGAGAUAUUCCAGCUGGCCAAUGGAUCAAGGUGUACGUUGACCUUAGGAAUCUCACCUCGUCACCAAACUCGAAGUUUGAUGGUUUCCAACUAGUGUCGACCACGUCCGACCAGACAGACAUGUACAUUGAUAAGAUAACAGUGCGAGCAUUUGUUGAUCCUACUCCUCCCUCAUCAUCAUCCUCGUCCGAGUCUACAGCAUCAACACAAAGGUCAUCCAAUGUGUUUGUAACUUUACUACUUACAAUGAUGACCAUAAUCCUUUACAAUCUUGCUAGCCAAUAA